GAGUCAGAGCCUACAAAAAACAUCACAUCUCUUUCAAGGCAUUGCACGUCUUCUCCCUGGACUGUAUUCCACACCAUCUACUUCUGACUGCAGGGUUUGAACACCUGCAAGCCGGAGCCGAGGACCCGUUUGAACGUCGUUUUUUGUUCGCCCCUUGUACAUUUUGCCGUUAGGCUAUUAUUUAUUAUUCGCGCGACUUCCCAAUUUUUAGGUCAUAUAUUGUUUCCGCCAGGAGAGCGCCACCAAAGAGCGGUGCUUGAUAUUAAAGAGGAAUAAAAUCGCUUGAGCCACGAGUGAGGACGUUUCUCACAUCACUUGAAAUCAAUAUCAGUACAUACUUAAAAUAAUCGAGCCGCUGGAUAUCGAUGUGUCUUUGAUACUUUAUCUAGGCAAUCGCGAAGCUUCGGCGUGGUGUUUCGACGGAGGAUUGCAUCAACCACAAAUCACAUUUAGAAACAUCAUAUCUGAUACGAAAAAGAGAUAAGAGUCUAAAGAUUCCCUAUAAAAAAUGAUGGCCGGUGGGGCAGUGCAGCAAAACGGGAUUUUCUCCAAUCCGCAUCAUCACAAUCAACAGCCGCACAUGGAGUCCGAUCCUCCCGAUUCCCGCAAAAGACCCCUGGAGACCCCGACGGAGGCCAGCAGCACCAAACGCACUAAUACAGGAGAGCGAUGCAACCAAGAUGCCAUCCAUGAUCCUCCAUUUUCAUCAGAUUUUGUCGGAUUUCACGAGGAAGGCGAGUAUUUCCUAAAGGUGUUGAUUCCGAGCUACGCUGCAGGCUCCAUCAUUGGCAAGGGUGGUCAGACUAUUGUCCAGCUACAGAAAGAGACAGGGGCCACCAUCAAACUGUCCAAAUCCAAAGACUUUUACCCAGGAACAACAGAGCGUGUCUGCUUGAUCCAGGGAACCGUAGAGGCGCUGAAUAGUGUCCAUGACUUCAUCGCAGAGAAGGUGCGAGAGAUGCCGCAGAGUGCUCAGAAAACAGAACCAGUCAGCAUACUUCAGCCACAGACCACUGUCAACCCUGACCGUGUCAAACAGGCCAAGCUGAUAGUGCCCAACAGCACGGCAGGGCUGAUCAUCGGUAAGGGCGGGGCGACAGUGAAAGCAGUCAUGGAGCAGUCAGGAGCCUGGGUCCAGCUCUCACAGAAACCAGAAGGCAUUAACCUGCAGGAACGUGUGGUUACCAUUAGCGGAGAGCCUGAGCAGAACCGCAAGGCUGUGGAGAUCAUCGUGCAGAAGAUCCAGGAGGAUCCACAGAGCAGCAGCUGUCUCAACAUCAGUUAUUCCAAUAUCUCUGGCCCUGUGGCCAACUCCAACCCCACAGGUUCCCCAUACGCAAACUCGGCAGAGGUGAUGCCAGCAGCUGCUGCUGCAGCGGCAGCCACAGCCUCUAGUCUCCUGGGCCAGGCCAGUCUGGCUGGAGUGGGUGCUUUCCCCACCGCCAUGCCCAGCUUCUCAGGGAAUGACCUUCUGGCUAUCACAUCAGCGCUGAACACAUUAGCCAGCUACGGAUACAAUACCAACUCUCUGGGUCUGGGGCUCAACCCCGCGGCCGCCUCAGGAGUCCUCGCCGCUGUUGCUGCUAGUGCAAACCCUGCUGCAGCUGCAGCCGCCAACCUGCUAGCCUCAUACGCUAAUGAUGCAUCCACCAGCGCCGGCCACCCAGCCACUAGUCUGGGUGGCUUCACGCUAGGCUCGCUGGCCGCCGCCACCGGAGCCACCAAUGGUUACCUGAGUGCUGCUUCCCCGCUGAUGGCAAGCUCUCUACUGGCCACUGAGAAGCUAGUGGAGGGGGCCAAAGAUGUGGUGGAGAUUGCCGUGCCAGAGAACUUGGUUGGUGCCAUUUUGGGGAAGGGAGGCAAAACGCUUGUGGAGUACCAAGAACUGACAGGAGCCCGCAUUCAGAUCUCCAAAAAGGGAGAAUUUGUUCCUGGCACAAGAAACCGUAAAGUUACCAUUACCGGAUCGCCAGCCGCCACACAGGCAGCCCAAUAUCUUAUCAGCCAGCGAAUCACAUAUGAGCAGGGUGUGAGGGCCACCAAUCCGCAGAAGUUGGGCUAAAAACAGGGAGUACGAAAAAGGAGAGAGAAAGAGUGGGGGAUGGGAAGAUACAGAGAAAGAGAUGAAGGGCACGAAUAAUAAAGAAAAUCAACCACAUACUUUGUGGAAAUCUCAGUAUUAAAAAAAAAUGGAAAAAUAUCCUCAAAGUGGAAAAAUCGCGAAAAUGUGUAAAAUGUAAAUAUGGGUUUAUUUCUUAAGUUUUGAUCUUUUGAAAAUUGUAUUUUUAGUUUUUUUUGCAUUGUUCUGGACAGCAGUGAAUGGCAUUUCAACCUGGCAUGCUGCCAUGCUGUGGUUCCCAGCAGGUGGGCAAGGUGGUGGGAUGGGGGAGAAUGGGGUGGAGCAAUAGGACAUCCAACCCCGCUGGAAUCAGCCCUUUCCCCACCCCCAUCCCCUCCUAGCUGAGUGAUUUUUGUUUUUACUUUUUGGUCUUUAGUUUAAUUCCCACUCUUUUGCCCAUGUCCACUCUAUAAGAGGGUCUGAGACUGAAAAUAAUCCCCCCCAGUCUGUGACACCCCAUAACCCACCCCAGUCCCCCUCACCCUGGCCCUCCCCAUCCCAGCCUGCCCUGCUCUGGGCAGGAUAGGGCAGGGGAUGUGAUGAUGCACCAGGGUUUCUCAGCACCACUAGACAUUGACCUGGGGUCCCAGUUUGACCAGGUGCAUGCCAUUUGAUGCUACUACAGAUGUUGUUAGCAUAAGGGAAGCUUGUAGAUCAUGUUGUGGACAUAGGCCAGGAUGCAAAAUGCACCUGCUUUGGUCAGAAUAUAUAGUACCAGGGCCAAUUUCUCUAUGGGAAUUGAAGUCUGGUUUUUAUACCAAUACUAUUAUCAUUAUUAUUACUACUAUUAUUAUUAUUACAAAUUAUCAUCACCAUUAGCAUUAUUUAUUAAUAUGAUUUCACCCAUAAGGACUGAGGUAUUUCUUUUUUGUUUUUCUUAAUAUGUGAAUUCAGGUUGACAUGAAUGUAAAGACAAUAUUUUGGAUUUAGUAUUUUAUUUAAGUAGAUUGAAUCGUGUUCAUGUAAUAUAUGUCUUAUUUAACAUCCAGUGAUAACUGCACCGUCGGCAUCAACAGAGUAAAGGGGCAGAUGUACUGUAAAGUGAUAUUAAUACAGUUUAAACAACAAAAAACUCUCACACAUUCAAACACAUACACAAACACCCUCAGCAAACUAUUUCCAGAUCAAAUGCUCAGUUUGAUCAUGAGCAAACUUGAAAUCACAAUGGGACUAGACAUUUGUUUCACAUAUCUACUGAAAGAGAAUGUAGGUCUUUGCACAAGUCCAAGGGAGUGUACCCGUGACAAGAAUAAAACUCUAUAUCAAAGUUCAUCACUUUCUAUAAUGUACAAAAAGUCAGUCUGUAGUUUACGCUGCCCUUCUGUCUAAAUCUCUGCGGUACUAAAGAUAUUGUGCACUUAAAGCCACUGCAGUCGAAUGUCUGCACAAUCUUCUGUUGACGUCAUUGGAAGAUUUGCAUAGAUAUUCCCGAUCAAAUACGAAAAUGAACACAUACUACUGAACAAUUACGGCCACGAAACUAAUUUACGCUCUGAUCGGCACACGCUGGUUAGUUGCAUGGUCUGCGCUAGAAAUUGACUUGUUGUUAAAGCAGGUUGCUGGCCCUAUUUUCAGUUUAGUUCCCAAGCCACUAGUAAAUCUAAGAUUGUUGUCUUAGGGUGUUGAUUACAUACAUGAGGAUCACCUACACUCUUCUAAAAUAUAUAGGCUGGCCAUGUGAACAAAUUUGUGUGCAGAUUAGAACUACCCAUGUGUGACAUAUUUGCUGCUACUAAGGUCCUAGUUUUUUCCAUUUGUUUUGUUUUUUAAUCUGAGUACACUGAAUUUCAUCUUAAUGCACUGUGAAGUGUGGAGGCCAUGAUGGAAGGCCAGGAAAAGUCAGGGUUCUUUAUUGUAAUUGCACUGAUGCACCACAAUGAUGGAAUAUACUCACAUGGAACGUCUAAUAUUAUACCAACCUCCAUGGAGUCAAUGAAUUGUUCACGGAAUUGUUUAAGGAAGCAGAGGAUCAGGAUCGGAAUGGUUAAUUAGGUUGAGGUCAUUGGACAUCACAUUGCAGUAUCCAAAAUUAAUUUUCCAGUUUACCAAAACCCAAUAAUUGACUCCCAAUCGAGAGGUUGUAUAUUUAUUGCGAAGGGGCAGAGGAUGGUAUAGCCUAUUUAUUUUGUCUAGACAAACUUUGUGUCCUCAAAAAGAGUGAUACGACAAGAAAGGAAACAAGCAUAUUUAAUAUUUUUACUGGAUGCAAUCUAUAUAAAAGCUACCACCAAUACAUAUCAUGAUGCUCUGCAAUUUGCUAAAAGACCAGGCUUGCAUACAGUAUGUUACAUAGAGAGCAUUCCCAAAAAGAUUGGACGGCUACAGAAUUAGACAGUGCUGUGCUCUCUCUUCUCUUGACUAAAGUUAUGAUUCUUUCCUCUCCUUUGCUAUUGGAGCACCAGGGAGAGUAAAUCUGAACCAAUUGGUAAGGAGGCUUCUUUAUUCUCAUCUAAAAACCAUCACCUCCCCUCACCUCUUCUCAACCCCUUUUUACCUUCGUGCACUCCCAUUCUGACACAUCAACCCAGAGACCCCCUUCUCUCACAUCUCUCCAUGGGUGGCGAUGUCUGGUGUAACAGUGCAUGUGUGCUUGCCCUUUCACAAAACAAUGACGAAACAUAAAGGGAAGAUGUUUCUACAGAGUAGAACGUCAAAGGUUGCAAUAGAUCACAAUCGGGCACAUCACACCUGAGUCUGUCAAGUACAGGUCACUCUUUACAAAGGGAUUUUGUUCUGAGCCAUUGAUGUGUUUGUAUGUUGAGUGUGGGUAUGUGUGUGCAGCAAGCUUGCAGGCACAAGUUUGGGUAGAUACCUGAACUAGAAGCAGUUGUGCCCUAGGUGAGGAGGACUAUCAAGUUGGAUGAAGAUAGAAAUGUUUGUCUUGGGAAAGUUACUCCAGGUACUCAGUUAGUUAGUUGCCCAUUUUUUUCCCCAAACAAAGGGACAUCAUAGUUAUGUGUGGACCGCAGAUACUUUUUAAGGGAAAGCUAUGAAGAUCAAGAUGAGGAAGCGAUGGCAAUCGAGUGCCUCCGCAUUUUAGAGUGCAUCUGUGCAAUUGGUUUUACCCAUAAUGAUGCAGUACUUCAUGAGACACUUGAACAGUGGAGUCAGUCAUGUUUUACUCUCAGCAGAUCCCCCACAUACAAAGAUACACAUAGAUAAACCCACACAUUGAACAUUUUUUAUUUUAACAUCAGAGUUAAAUUUGAUUAACACAAAACGCAAGAUAUUACUGUGACAAUUAAAUGUGAAAAUUAAUUAAGGUGCCAAUGUAGUGUCAAGGAGCAGCUUUUUGUUUUGUAGUUUCUGUAUUCAGAACUAAAAGUACAUAAAAGGGGUUGUCUCUGUUUUUCUUUCAUUAGUACUUGAGAAAAUAUGUGAUGAGUACUUAAAGCAAUAUACGUAGUAGCAUGUCGUCAAGUCUUGUCCUUUUAUUCUGUCUGUGUAGGAGCUUUGGAUUUACCUAGAUGUUGAAUAGAUUUGCAUACACUAUUUUUUAAGUUGUGAAGAUGCUGCUAUUGAAUAAGUGAUGUACUGAAACUUAAGAUAAAAAAAAAUCUAUCUGGUCAGUUAUUUAGCAGGAUGUGGUAUAGUUUAAGAGGUGUAACUAAAUACUACAUUGAUAAUGAAAUAAUUGCUAUAUCGAUGGUUUAAAUAAACCUGUGCCAAAAUAGAUCUUUACAGAUUUAAAUGUGAUUUAAACACCAUUAGUUAAGAGCAGACGUACUUUUGUAAUUUAAAAAAAAAAAAAUGUGAAAAGUGCCAAAAAAGUCACAGUUAAGAUAUACAGUAACUAGCAGGGGAUAAAGUGACUAGCAAAGCAAAAGAUUAGACAUUAGCUCUAUAAGGUUAAGAGUUUUCUGCCCCCUUAAUAACCAUUCCUUGUUAAAAUUAUAAGGAGGGAUUCAUCUUGUAGGCCUAACCAAAAUCAGGGUGCCAUGUGGCCACCAACACAUCCCUGGGGCUAGAAGACUGCCGAAUGAGCUUAGCAUGGUUAAAGUUUUAUAAGUUAUCAGCAUUCUUAAGUCAGCCUUUUAUAGUUAUGAAAAUGUAUUUUGUGAAGAUAAAUGUUAUCUUUUUUGCACGUCGAUAUUGCAUGAUACCAAGUGAAGCGUGGAUUUAAAAAAAUUAAGAUACAAAAAACAAUUAGGCAAUGUGCACUCAUUUUUAGGACAAAUCUUUGCAUGGCAACAACAAUUAGAGCUAUUAAAAUAGCUUUUUCACAUUUUUAACUUUUAGUUAGCUUUUUGCCAUGAAAGCUAGGCCACAGAAACCAAAAUCAUUCAUAGUCAUUGCCAUUUUUAGCGUCAUCGUUAGAGCACUCAUUUUGUACAAAGCUUUUGACAUUUUGUGAUAUUUUUGAAAACGUUACCAGAAAAAAAAAAAUGAAAGUUGGGAAAGGAAGGUUAAUUUAUAGCAAAAGUAACUUCUCCUUCUGAACAAUAAAACAUGGCUGUGAAUGUACUCGCCUCUACAUAAGUUUGCAUAUCACUCUUUCUAUCAUGAUUCUAGGGCUUGUUUUUGCUGUAAAUUGUGUGUCAGUACUAACAUCAUUAAGCUAUGUUACACUCUUCUGUUAAGUAGCUUGUUCUGCCAUCAAUGCACAUUAAGCUUGAUCCAUUCUUGCGAUAAUAUGCACUUUAUAUUUCUCUUAUAUUUCAUGCCAACCCAGUAAAAACAGCCCCAUUUCCAAAUGAGAGCAAAUGCAAUGACACUGCUUAACUGCUUGAAUCCUUUAUUUCAAAUCUCCAUUUAAAAAAAAGGAAUAGCUAUAGAGCUAUUUAUAUGGGCAGAAUUUAAUUUGAUAGUGUUUUUUAUUAUUAUAAUGAAUAAGUGACAAAAAAAAAGGACAUGCCUGAUAUCAUAAAUAUUUUGUUUGUUUAGGGCCAUGCUGAGACUUCAAACAAUGUCAAAAUUGCACAGUGCUUAGUCAUGGUUGCUUUUUAAACUAUAUCAGGCAUAUACUUUUUUGUGCAUAAAGACGAUAGCUCAGUAGGAACAAGGGUAAUAUUUGUGUUUUGUGCAUGCAUUUAGCAGUUUUGUGUAUACAAGCAGGGCUUUUUUUUUUUUCUCCCCAGGUUACUGGGUUCAGCAGCUUUGUCACAUGCAGUCAAGUCAAGAUGAAUGCAAACUUACGGUUUAGCUGAUGUUGAGAAGGUCAUUGCUUUUAUGUGGGAAUUGGGCUAGAGCUUUUUGCUCUUCCAACCUCCUCCCCCACCCCCACCUACCCCACCAAACCCAAACCCCGCCCUUGGCCCCCCACUAUCAGAAGAGGAGAAAAAAAAAAUACCUGGGGUCAUUCUUGAGCUUGUACCCAUUGAAGCACCAGCAAUGUUAGAAUACAUUUGUCAUAUCACUGUUCUGUUCUCUCUUUUUUAUUUUCCUGUUUUUAUUUGUAUGACACUCUCUAACCUAGACCAAGUAUAACAAAAAUGUCAUUCAUAUGUAUCCUGUUUACUCUCCCUUUUUCUCCCUUUUGCACUUCACUGCUCCCCUUUUUUCCCAACCACUCCCCACUCUUCUGCCGACCUCCCCCUCACACCCUCCCAGACUUUCUCCUGAGUGCCAAACAAAAACAGUACCAUUCCAAACGUUUUGAGUUCUCUUGUAUGUUGGACAUCCAUCGGACGCACCCAUGAAGCCAACAUGUUUCUCCAUAACAUGAUGUCAGUCAUGACGCCUCAACAUUAACCAAAAAGCAAGCCGUAAAAAGCGAGACCUGGAUUAACACGGUAAAAAAAAAGGCUGGCUACCUCUCAUAAACUGCUUUUCCUAAUUCUCUGUCAUCUCUUCAACCUCCAGGACAUCACUGAUUUUGUGCCAUAAUGUUGGGGCCACUGUCACUCUACUCACCCCCGAGUCUCUCCAUUUGAUUUUUCGAUGGAAAACAUUAACCGCAAACAAAGAAAAAUCCAUUUUAGUUUUGUUUUUUCUUUAACAUUAAAACAUGCUGAGGAGUGUAACGUCAGCUGUGCAGCCAUCUUCUGUCUUCUGAACUUUGAAACUUCUCACCCCUCAUGAACUUUAUUGACCUUCUUCCUCCCCUUCUAUGUUCAUCAACUGUUUGGACUUAAAAACUCCAUUCCAUCUCCAAACCUUUUUGAGACUGUGCAAUUCUAGUUGAGAUGAUUGGAUUUAUUUCUCUUUUUUAAGUCAUCAUUGGGGACGAUUCUCAGAGAUAAGAAAUAAAAAAAAAAACUAAAACAAAAAAAUAUAUAGAAGUAAGAUUCACGCUGUUUCUCCACAAUUUCAUUCUUUUCUCUCACUGUAAAUAUUUGUUAGAUUUCGUUGAACUGUAACCACAAACAUGUUCAACAUAAUGCGGCUGGCAGCAUUAAAUCGUUUUGUGGAGUGCUCGUAGGAGGCAGUGAUAGAAAGCUGAGUCACAGACAGUGUCAUUUUGGUUGUUCUACUGCUAUUAGUCAGAUAGAGAGAGGGAGUCCAGUCAAGACAAGUCUCUAAAAAGUUAAGAACAUUUUCAAAAUUGGUUUAAAUGCAGAUUGAUUGUAGGGGAGAAUGGUUUAGAAACAAAUACUGUGCUCCUGUUUAUGUAACAUGUGCUUGAUAAUUGAUCAUGGUUAGUGAAAAAUCAGGUUGACACAAGAAAUUAUGCCAAAUUUUAUUCCUAUCAAACCAUUUCUGGCCCUCCUAAUGCAUAAUCACUACUAAGAGUUAAGGUAGACAAUUAGAACAGGUUUCAUACUUGAACCGAUGGUAGUUACUAAUCUUAUUGUACAUAUCAGUUAUGUUGAGUGUAAAUUGUGUUGGUUAUAGGUGUCUUUGAUCAUUGCCGCAUCUGUUCAUAAGAUCAUAGAUGAAAAUGUUUCCCUGUGAUUAAGAAAAUUUACCAUUUUCAUACGUCUCAACCAUGCUUUGAGCUCCACAUCUAAUGUUUCUAUGCUGCCAGCUUUAUUUUAUGAUGACCCUUCAUGAGCUUAUUUAUUUUAAAACUACUAUACACUAUUAAUAAAUGGCAUCAAGGACUAGACAAAAGGGAAUGACUGGAAAGAUUAAUUACUGUUUUGUUUUUAGUAUUUUAGUGGUUUCUUUUAACAUCAUCCAUUAACUGACAUAAAAAGUAUUAAAUAUUUAAUGUAACUGUAGCAUUGUGUUUGUAAAAAAAAAACAAUAGUGAGUUGUGUUUCUUGACUUGUGGAUUACCAGUGAAGUCAGCAAUUUAGUGCUAAUAUCUAUUAAGUCAUUUUUUCUUUUUUUAUUUAAGGGUUUUUAUUUUCCGACAGCAACAGCAGUCAUUAUAAAUGUUCAUUUUACCAUCACCUGUCUUCUGUUGUCUUAUUCUUCACCUCCCACUACACUUAGUUUCAUCAAAUAACACAUUGAAAUCAUAUGCUCGGUCUUGGGGAGGGGCCAUGCUGCAUGAGAGAAGGUGCUGUCACACUAGAUUUUUGUGCUCCAUUUGCUUCCAUUCAAAUGCAUGCGAACACAAGAGAGCGAAAGGUCAUGCGAAGAAUUUCAUCUUGCAUUUCGUACAAAAGUUCAAAUUUGCUGAAUUCACAUAGUGAAUCCACAUUUGACCAACAGAGGAUCUAAACGUCACAUCUUCGCUCUGGCAGGAAAAGUGUAGUAUACUGUAACUUUUAAUGUUUGCGACAUUAUUUAGUAAAAACGGAAUUCCUAAAGCAAAGUAAUGGGGUGCAGAGUAAUUUCACAUGCGCCGAAACUAACGUGACCGCACCUUGAUGCGUAUGAGUGUAUGUGUGAAAUGGAUGAAUGUGAAAUGCUUGGGCGGGUGGGUGUUCUGUCCUCUGUCCACCAAUGCUAAAACCUGUUGGGUUUCCAUUUACCAAUGGAACCAGCUUAUGUUAUAGCUCAAACCCAUCAUGUAAGCCUAGUUAAUUUUGAUCGUUCAUAACUUCUCCCCAGUUUCCCUACCACUUUCCACCACAACCUUUUCCUGCCUUUUACGAGCCAUUUCCUCGCCACGCACCCCCACACCAUGUGAUGUUCUCCAUUGAUAAUAACAUACUACUCGACCAGAACCCACAUUAACUUUUGUCAUGCCUGCAGAGGCGGCAGUUGCCUGUCAACUCACCCUUCGCUCAUAAUUCGCCCACCAUCCCUUAACGGCUGCCAAGCCCAACCUAACAAUUCUAAAUAUUAAUAAUAAUACAAUUUUGUUUUUAAUUAGUAAAAUACAGACAAGUGACUCUCAGGGUGUUUAUGUAAUCUACCUUACUCUGUGAAUUCACAGACCCACAACCCAGCUCUCCCUCAUGCUUUUUAAGGAGCCCAAAGACAAUUUACCAUGUAUGAUUGCUUAUCAAAGUCUUCGAGGAAAAAAAAGGAAUGAUAUGAACCCAAUUAAAGGAGCAAGCAAAAUGCUGUAAUGUUUACAAUAUUAAUGAGACCAACGCUGUUGAAAGAAUGUUUUGAAUUUUCAAUUUUUUUUAAAAAAAGACAUAAUUUCAAACUGAGGUCCUUUUAAAUGAUAAUUUCUAUGUGACGUGUUAUAUGUUAUUGAGGCAUUUUUGAAAACAUUGAAUGUUACUAUUUUUUGCAGUGACUUACAUUUUUUAAAUGUCAGAAUUGCUGGUACAGUGUCAAAAUAGAGCUACAUUUAGUUGCUAAUAAUAAAAUACAUUGAUGUCAGUGUUCAUCUCACGUAUCUUGGAGAAAAGUUACCGGACUCCAGUCCGAAUCAAACGUUACUGUAUAGAAUUUGUUCAUAUUUGUACAUGGUGACAGUGAAAAUAAAGGAUGUACUGAAAGUAUCAGGGAGACAUGGGUAUAGUUUGAAAGGCCAGGUGGCCAUUUACAACACCAACUCUAAAAGCUGACAGCAAUUCACAAGGGACAGUCAGUCAAACACAGACAGAGCUCAGCCUGUGACUUUAACUGCACAUGAGGUAAGUUACAUGAGGGAAAAUAUGCAUUUAAAUUUAUUUUGAAUAUUUAUUGUUUAAAUUCCUUUAAAUGUAAGAUUGUAUAUUAUUUAAGAUACAAAUAUGGUGUCUUAGUGGUUUGAGAAAUGGUAAGGUUAUUAGACAUACUGCAGACAUGAGGCACAAGUAUAAUAGCUUGAUUGUAAAGGAAUUAGUCACAACAAUGCAACAUUUUAGAAUGUCUUCUUUUAAAUUCAACAUUCUACACAGUGGAUCAACGAAACAAGAUGAAAGCUUGAAAAUGAUAUGGCUUUGGUGUCUUGAGUGUCUUGGAGUGUGAGUGAUAUCCAAAUGCUGCAAGCAUGAUGUAACAAUAUGUAAUGUGCCAUUUAAGCUUGGUUCUAAAACAGAGCAAGAAGACCAGUGAAUGCGAGUUAUUUAGCAUCUGAUCAGUUCAAUUCAAGAUUAUCUCAAUAACAUUAUAAAAUCUCUUGCCCAUUAUCAUCCACCCACUUUUUCUGUGCACUAAUUCAUCCAACCAACAAAAACCACCUUCACUUUCCCAACAUGUCUACAAAGCCAACACCAGCUAAAGCAUCGUGGAGAAUUCCAUUAUGUCCAUUGGUCAGCUUUCUUGAACGAUCUUCAUGUUGACUUCCAGCACAUUGAUCUGUGGUGGAGACCCCAGGGAAAUUAUCAUUCGCCGCAUGAUUUAAAGCCUGUCUCACCAAACCAACCAUGAACUAAAGAAGUAUCUCCAGAGUUCAGAGUUCAAAAAACACUAUUAAUGUGUUGAUGUUUGAUCAAUUGACUUGGUGUGCAAUUUUAAUAGGAUGUGCUGCAUUAAUUUGGUGCAGGUUAAGUUUAAAGUGUUUGCAGGUAGCCUUUAGAUGUCUUAAACGAAUAAACAGAGUUGUUUCAGUAACAAUCAAAUGCAGGAAUUUUCCCGUUACCAGCCAUCAUGCAUAAGUAGGGAUUUCACUAUGCAGCUGCAGUCCUUUAGAUAUCUAUAUCUGCAUCAAGUAACCCGUCCCAAAGCUCCAAGCUCCCUUUUAAACAUGGAAUCGGUCCAGAUGAAUAAUUAGGCCUUUUUAAGUGGAAUCAUCACUCCCCCUUUCUGUCCCCAUUGGGAUUGGUGAGCUAGUGUAACCAGGGCAAGUUGGAGCUCCAUUGUUUCAAAUGUAUCCAAUCUCACUAAUUGUGCACCUUUACCAGCCUAAGGCCACAAUUGAUUUUCCCUCUCCUGCUCAGUUUCUUCCCUUUAUGCAAGACCAAACGACUCUUUCUCCUUUCAGCCCAGCUGUUCCAGAAAGCAAGCCUAACUGUUUCUGUCCUCUCUCCUCAGAGGGGUUUAAAAGGAGCGAGAGAGAGCAAGAAGCAUACAAGAAUAUGCUCUCAGUCCUCAUAAAUCCCUUGAGCUGGAAAACAGGCCUAAGGAACAUGUGCAAAGAUCUCCAGUCCUUAGUCCAAGACUUUUAAAAUGUAGAACACACAGUACUCUGUUCUGAGACAGCUUCUGCCUUUCUAAGCUGUUUUUGUUAAUGCAUUCUGUCUUUUAUCUGUAUUUUCUGCAUUUGUUAAGAGCUGUAAAAAUUUUAAGGUGCAGGGUGUAAUUUCUGAACCACUAGUGUCACCAAAUUGAAUUGUGAAAAUACUGACUGUUUUCCAAACACUACUUGUAUCUGCCAUAUGUCAUCCUACAGAUAGUACAGCCCCAAACUCAUGCCAUAUGUUGCUACACUGCAAAAAAAAAUAUAUAUAUAUAUAUAUAUAUUUAAAAAAAUAUAUAUUUAUAUUUUGUAAUGUUUUCCAGUAAAGAUAUCUAAAAAUUCUUAAAAAAUAUAUAAAUGUUUUGCAAAUUGCAAAUUGUUAUUUCUAGUUUUAAGCAAAAACCUCCCUAAAUUGCAUUAGAUGUAAGUACAAAUACCUAAUACAUUUACUUAGAAAGCAAAGUUGUGUAAAAUAAUAUUAAAUAAAAUUAUUUAACCACUUUGGCAAAUAUUAUUUAAUUUUUUUUUUGACAGAAAUCGCCCUACAUUUUGUUGAAGAUUGUUCAGGAUAUAUUCUGUCAAAGCAGUCUUGAAAUCUUAAAAUCUCAUGCAAUUUUACUUACCAAUAAUUUUUUCGUUUAGAUACAUAAACUGGAAAAUAAGACAAAAAUACUGAUCUCUGACCAUUUUUUUUAAAUAUUUUGCAGUGUAUGUAGGGUUGAUCUGGAUGCUCGAACUAACAGUAUUGUUUUGAUAGCGCCAUAAUGCCACAGUGUUUACAUUUUUCAGGAGAAUCAACAUACGAAUGGCUUGCUUAUAGCUGUCUAUGGAUAUUAAUGAUAUAGUUCACCGAAUUAAUUAUCUCAUCAUUUACUCACCCUCAUGCCAUCCUAGAUGUGUAUGACUUAUUUGCCUCUGCUGAACACAAACAAAGAUAUUUAGAAGAAUAUCUCAGCUCUGAGAUAUCUCAAUGCAAGUGAAUGGUGGCCAGAACUUUGAAGGUCCAAAAAGCAUAUAAUGCCAGCAUAAAAGUUAUCCAUACAGACUCCAGUGGUUAAAUCCAUGUCUUCAGAAGUGAUAUGAUAGGUGUGGGUGAGAAACAGAUCAAUACAUUUCUUGCCAUUCCAUUCAAUUGCAAUGUAAGGAUCAACAGAGCUGAGAUAUUCUUCUAAAAGCAGAAUAAAAUAAGUCAUACACAUCUAGGAUGGCAUGAGGGUGAGUAAAUGAUGAGAGAAUUUCAAUAUUCAACUAUCCCUUUCAGCUAGGAUAGGAGAAAGUAUUUUUACAUAAAAAAAAAAUGACACACGUCACCUUUAAGCUGUAUUAUUUAUAGGUUUGUAUGACAUCAUACUGACUUUGGCCUCAGUACUACCUUUUCACAGAUGGAUAAACCAAUAUAUCAAUUUAAAAUGCAACUAUGUGCAGAAAAAACAGCAGACAGAACACCUGUCACCACAGAGUUGUAAGUGUAAAUCAUUUUGAUUUGCAGUUUGAGAAAUAGCUUUCUGGCCGUAUCACUGGCUGCAAACAGGCCUCAGGAAUGCAUGGGCUGCAGUUACACACAAACAGCGCUGUCCCUCUAGUUUCCUUUGCUUCACAACAGGUUACUGACUGUGCAGCAAUGCUGGAGUGAACAGCAUGUAUUCAGCAUUAAAGCUGUAUGUACACUUGGGCUGACUCCUUAAAAAAUACCUAAGCUACAAAACCACUCAUUGCAGCGCAGUCUAAUCGAUUUAAAGCCAGUGCAUCUCACAGCUACAUGUCAAGUCGUGCUGAUACAGAGAUUGGCUGUCACAUCAAAGCGAGGUAGAAUCUGGCCCACAGGAAUAGAAUAAAAUAAAAGUCAGCUAUCUGAUCCUGAGUGGCUGUAGAAAAUCUAAAUGUCCUUUUUCCUGGUUUUCGCUCAAUGUGAACAUACUAACUGAAUUUGUCAUAUUUUCCAGGAAUAUCUCUCUCUCUCUCUCUCUCUCUCUCUCUCUCUCUUUCUCUCUCUCUCUCUAUAUAUAUAUAUAUAAACAAACUAGAUAAAUUCACUUGCAAAGUAACAUUGUGCAAGAUUUUAGGACUUACGGUCUUGUUAAAUAUGACAACAUUUUGUGAGGUUUAUGCUAAAAACAAGAACAAGUAUUUGCCAAUGGGUUCAGAAAAAUAAACUUGAAAACAAGUCUUAAUAUCUUACACAACUUUGCCUCUAAUGUAAACGUAUCUUGUUUAAAGGAUGUUUGGAUAUUUUUACUGGAAAACAAGACAAAUAUUCUCUAGAUUAAGAAAAUUAUUUUUUUGCUUAGUAGUGCUAGUCGUCAAUGUACAAAUCAGACCUUAAAAACUGUUCUUAAGACAAAACCAAAUUAGUUGGUGGUAGACCAGAAGUGGUCCACAGAAAUAUGUCCUUUUACUAGCAAUAAUGUUCAGAAUUUAUAAGCUGCCUUUUUAUGGCUUUGAUAUAUUUUUUUGGAAUUUUGAAAUAUGUUGCAACAGCUUUAUUCUGACAAAAUAGAACAAAGGGGACAAAAACGAUUGGGGUAAUCCCUCUCACCAAUUACAGUAAUGUACAUUUCUGAUAAUGUUUUAUCCGUUACUUGAUUGUUCGUGUUCUAAUAAGUGCAAUUUAAAAAGCAGACUAUAAUCUGCUGUAGCAAGAUAACGCUAUCUUCUUCAACUGUGAAAAAAUUAAAUAAAUAACAGGCUUCCUAAUCGUUCUUAAUAUUAAAUUAUAAAAGGCCAGAUUUAAACUUCCUAUUCUUAUUUAAUUCCCCUAAAGCUCCCCUUACAUUUUUAUUUAAAAAGCAUAACAUUUUCUACAGUAGGAAUGCCUAGAUUUGUUUCUGACUGACCAAAAUAUCCAUUCAGUUCCCACUGCAGUUUCAUCGGUCAAUAUGGAAACACUGAAAAUGAUUGUAAUAAGUUUUGUAUGGUUUAUGUUUCUUGAUGUUGUAAUAUUUCUAACAAAUUAAGCUGAUAAAUUAUGAGUUAAUUCGUAUUCAUAACAACUUUUAACAUCAGUAUUUUAUGAGUAUAUGUAUAUAUCAUAAAGAAAUAAAUUAAGAGAGAUGCAAUGCAAAGCUGUGAUUUUAAAGCACUGUAGCGUUUACAGUGAUUUGUUUUUAUCAAUUUUAUGGUACAUAUGAUAUGUUCUGCAUUUCUGCAGUUGUUGUUUUUUCUUUUUGUUCAUGGGCAUAUGCUUAAAUAAAUACGUUUUU
Molecule: messenger RNA, 15652 nt
Organism: Xyrauchen texanus (razorback sucker)
Lineage: Eukaryota; Metazoa; Chordata; Actinopteri; Cypriniformes; Catostomidae
Product: RNA-binding protein Nova-1-like
Exons: 5
Coding region: 509-2062 (517 amino acids)
Biological process (GO): mRNA splicing, via spliceosome; regulation of alternative mRNA splicing, via spliceosome
Cellular component (GO): nucleus; cytoplasm
Molecular function (GO): mRNA binding
Source: RefSeq, a predicted model, not a curated record